AUGAACUUUGUGUAUGUUUGUUACUCUCUUUUAGGCCUUGAUGCAUUCCAGUCAGAGAAGGUGAUGGAGACCCUUAGACAGCUUGCAGAAGAUGGGCACACGGUCAUAUGCUCUAUACACCAGCCGAGAGGCUCAGUCUAUAGCAAAUGUGAUGACAUUGUGCUACUCUCAGAGGGAGAAGUUGUAUAUAUGGGGCCGGCAAAAGAAGAACCUCUAAAAUACUUUGCGUCAUUAGGGUACCAAUGCCCAGGUCAUGAGAACCCCGCUGAGUUCUUGGCUGAUCUCAUUUCCACUGAUUAUAGCUCAGCUGAAAGUGUACAGUCAUCACAUAAAAGGAUUGAGAACCUAAUUGAUGAUUUUGCAAAUAAGGUUCUAAUUACUGAAUUUAACAGUCCAGUAACACAGUCGGAGGGCUCUGAAUUUUCUACCAAACCUGCUCAGAAGUCCACUAGCAAGCAAAGACGUGGUUGGUGGAGACAAUUUCGUUUGAUAUUCAAGAGAGCAUGGAUGCAUGUUUUUCACGGAGCCUUGUCUGAUAGUGUCUUCCAGCUUUUUUCCUACUUCUGCCUUGAAAUUCGUUGA
This is a messenger RNA of Triticum turgidum subsp. durum (durum wheat), 582 nucleotides long. The record is from the annotation of a GenBank genome assembly. Lineage: Eukaryota; Viridiplantae; Streptophyta; Magnoliopsida; Poales; Poaceae.